This is a messenger RNA of Rhodamnia argentea, 2767 nucleotides long. Its product is annotated as protein LOW PHOTOSYNTHETIC EFFICIENCY 1, chloroplastic-like. The record is from RefSeq and is a predicted model, not a curated record. Gene Ontology annotation, molecular function: protein binding. Lineage: Eukaryota; Viridiplantae; Streptophyta; Magnoliopsida; Myrtales; Myrtaceae.
UAGAAUUGAAUGGCUACCGAAAUGCCAGCUGCGCACUAACUGCGAAAGUAGAAGACCCACUUGCCAGAUUCUUCUCGAUUCUACAAUUUACUCUCUGCUUAUCAAUCUUCAAGAUACGAAACCAUUCUUCAUUCUGGUGGCAUUGCUUCCCAAUCCUAUUACUUCACCAUCACAGACCCGAACCCUCCUCCUCCUCCUUGCUGUGGACAGACUGUGAAAAGUUGCUGAUGAAAUGUCCUUUUGCUGUUCCAUUGAAGGGUUGUCCUCUUUUCUCGGUGAGUUUCUCUAAAGAUGCAAACUUUGGGUGUGUGUUCAUGGAAAGGUGAUACCUUUGGAUGUACUCUUUCUGAUGCAUUUUGCGAUAAAAGUAGCAGGAAGAGGAGGUUUCUUGGUAAUCUGGUUGGGUUUGGUAGGGUUUCUGGUUUGUGGAUAGAUUUGAAUGAUUCAUCCUCUGAUAGAAGUGGAGUCUGUUCUGGGAAUUCAAGAUAUGACUUGGGAGUGACAUUGUUCUGUGGCUACACUGGCACCAGAGUCUUUCGCAAGCCUAAGAAAUGCUGUUUUGGCGCCUCAUUUGCAUUGGCUUGGGCAUUGGAGCAACAAGCAAUUGGGAGUGAAUUCAGUGAUGGGAAUUCAAAUAAAAUUGAUGGUGAGCUUCGAGAAACCAAGAUUUCAAAAUCUGAUAGCUUUUGCAUUGAUGGAGUGAGUGGCACUGAAGAUAACAGUGAUGAGGAAGAGAAGGUUGUUGAUGGCGAAAAUGACGGAGAAGUUGGGGAAGAAGAUUGCCCAAGGGUGGAUGUUCGCUCUUUGGCCCGGAGCUUGAAGCUUGGAAAAACUGCAGACGAUGUGGAGGAGGUCCUCAAGGACAAGGGUCUAUUGCCCCUUCAGGUGUUCUCUUCCAUGAUUAGAGGCUUCGGGAAAGAGAGAAGAAUUGAUCCUGCGUUGGCUGUUAUGGAGUGGCUUAAGAGGAAGAAGGAAGAGACUAAUGGUGCGAUAUAUCCGAACCUCUUCAUCUGUAAUAGCAUUUUGGGUGCUAUAAAGCAGUCUAAACAGUUUGGCGAGAUGGAUAGGGUCCUGGACUAUAUGGCCAGCGAAGGUGUGGUUCCGAAUGUCGUGACAUAUAACACUCUGAUGACAAUUUAUUUGGAGCAAGGGCGAACUAUUGAGGCCCUCAAUGUUCUUGAGGAGAUCCGAAGAGUCGGUCUCGUUCCCUCUGCAGUAUCCUAUUCCACUGCCUUGUUGGCUUAUAGAAGAAUGGAAGAUGGAAUUGGGGCUUUGAGGUUCUUCGCUGAAUUUAGGGAAAAUUAUUUGAGGGGUGAGAUGGGAAAAGACGACGACGAGGAUUGGGAGAAAGAAUUUGUCAAGCUUGAGAAUUUCACAGUUCGAGUUUGCUAUCAAGUGAUGAGGAGGUGGCUCGCGAAACAAGAAAACUUGAGUGAGAAAGUAAUGAAGCUUCUUUCGGAUAUGGACAAGGCCGGGCUUCGGCCUGGUCGGGCAGAGCACGAGCGCCUCAUAUGGGCUUGUACUCGUGAAGACCAUUAUGUUGUUGCAAAGGAAUUAUACAAGAGAAUAAGAGAGAGGCAUUUGGAGAUCAGCCUAUCUGUGUGCAAUCACUUGAUUUGGCUGAUGGGGAAGGCUAAGAGAUGGUGGGCAGCUCUGGAGAUUUAUGAGGAUUUGUUGGACAAUGGACCAAAGCCAAAUAACAUGUCUUAUGAAUUGAUCAUGUCUCAUUUUAACAUCUUAUUAACCGCUGCUAGAAGAAAAGGGGUUUGGAGAUGGGGCGUUAGGUUGAUCAACAAAAUGGAAGACAAGGGGCUUAAACCUGGAAGCAGGGAAUGGAACGCAGUACUUGUUGCCUGUUCCAAGGCAUCGGAAGCUAGUACUGCCAUACAGAUUUUUAAAAGGAUGGUGGAGAAAGGAGAGAAACCGACGAUCAUCUCCUAUGGGGCAUUGCUUAGUGCGCUCGAGAAAGGGAAGCUCUACGAAGAGGCCCUCAAGGUGUGGGACCACAUGAUCAAGGUUGGCAUCGAGCCAAACUUAUAUGCAUACACGAUCAUGGCUUCUAUAUUCACGGGACAGGGAAAGUUCAAGAUGGUGGAUGCUGUAAUUAAGGAGAUGAGUUCAUUGGGGAUCAAUCCGACCGUCGUGACAUAUAACGCGAUUAUAAGCGGAUGUGCACGGAACGGCAUGGGAAGUGCAGCGUACGAAUGGUUUCACCGAAUGAAAGUGCAGAAUGUACCUCCGAACGAGGUCACUUACGAGAUGUUGAUAGAGGCACUAGCAAGAGAUGGAAAACCGAGGCUAGCAUAUGAAUUGUACUUGAGGGCUCGCAACGAGGGGCUGAAUCUCUCUACGAAAGCUUACGAUGUGGUCGUAUGGUCAUCUCAGGUUUAUGGGGCUACUGUAGAUUUGAGCGUUCUAGGACCUCGGCCUCCUAAGAAGCCGAACUUCGAGUUUCCGAAAACUAUAGCUGAGUUAUGUGAUGAAGCUGACUCUGUGAGAGGCGAACCCUGUUCAAUUGGAAGGAAACUUACACGUGACUCACUGAAGAAACCAAGACCUGUUCGGGCUGCCUCAACAACGAGGGCAGGUAUAGACAUUGCCUCCAGGAGGAGCAAAGACCCUGAGUUCAUUCCUGAUCUUGGAUAUUUCAUGGACCGGUGUGCUAGUCAGGAGAGUUCGUUGGACUCAAGUAGCGACUCCCCGUCCGAGGUCCCGAAGUUCACCAUGCUUGGUCCCUGAGCCAGAUGCUCGCGAUGUUCUCACGGUA